This is a messenger RNA of Rosa rugosa (rugosa rose), 1231 nucleotides long. RefSeq lists its product as uncharacterized. The coding region runs from base 44 to 1219 and encodes 391 amino acids. The record is from RefSeq and is a predicted model, not a curated record. Lineage: Eukaryota; Viridiplantae; Streptophyta; Magnoliopsida; Rosales; Rosaceae. The transcript is spliced from 5 exons.
UUUUGUUGUUGAUGAAUUCUACAAGAAGCAUAUUUUUCGAAGGAUGACGAAACUUUGGCGAGAUAAUAGAUCUUUAGUGAUGAAAGAAGUGGAAGAGCAAGCCAAAGUUGUUGGUUUACAGCGUGCUGCUGCCCUUCUCAAGCCUAAUAACAUAGAAUCCAUGGAUGAGUGGUUAGCUCUUAUUAAACACAGAACUAGUGUGGGAUUUAAGGAGAAGUGUCAAAAAUUCAAGAGAAUGCGGGCAGGAAGAACUUUACUACAUAGAACUAGUAGAAAAAGUUUCGCGCGGCUUGAAGAAGAAUUGAGGGAACAAAGUGAAAAUCCAGAUGCGAUAUCAAGGUCUGAUAUAUGGAUUCAUGCUUAUGAAGCAAAGAAGAAGAAGAGUUCAGAUGAAGUAGUUGAGGAUCCGGAAAUAGUGAAACAAGUGAAGCAGAAAAGGGCAGAGCAAGAACCUUCACAAACAUCUUCUUUGAAAGAUGAUGCUGUAGCACAAGUUCUAGGACCUGAUCCACGAGGACGGGUAAGAGGGUUAGGAUUUGGAGCAGUCCCUUCAAAGAUAGAAUAUCAAACCAAAGUUGGAAACAAAGUUGCUAACUUAGAGAAACAAGUGUCCACUCAAGCACAGAAUAUGCUUUCUCAAUCACAAGAGAUUGAACGAUUGAAAGAAGUGGUUGCCACUCUUUUAGCAAGAUCAGAGAAACAAGGGAAUAACCACGGUAGUAACAGUGUUCAGCAUUCUGCUAACAUGUUUGCACUACAAACGCAGAAUGAAAAUCCUAGUGUUCAACAUCAUAGCAGUGAUGGAGUACAAAGCAACCAAAAUAUUGCAAGUGUUCGAGGUUCUGACAGUGGGAGGCCACAAAGCAAGCAAAGCAACCAAAAGAAAACUUCAAGUAUUCAAUAUUCUGCUGAUCAUGGGUCACAAAGCAAAGACAAGGAAGGUAAAAGGACCAAAGUUACAAAGGAUGAUCAGAAUAGAAUCGAAUUGUUAAAUUGGUUUGAGAUGGAAGAACAGGUUGUUGCAAUUGCAAAACUUGAGUCAAAAGAUCCAAAUGUAAAGAUCCAUCAUGUGCCCCUUGGUCAUGAAUGCUGGAAAGUUUGGGUGCUUGAUGUUUUUGAGGAUAUAGCUUUAUAUCGACCAACUAGGGAGUUUGGAACACUGAGUAUGGCUCAAGGAAGUACAAUUGCAUGGCCUAUCAAGUACAUCAAACAAGUUUAGUUUAUGAACUUU